AUGGACAGGACUGACCCAAUAUAUGCUGCUGGAAAGGAACGGGCUCGACAGCGCAAGCUGCAGCAAGAGGCGGCAGCGAAGAGCCGUCGACGGGAGGGGCCGAGGGAUGCGAGAGACAACAAGGCAAACGCAAACAGGGAUAAGAAGGUAUCGAGAGACGAGGAGGAGGCGGCGUCAAUCUGGGCCAAGGUGUAUGGCGUUUCCUGGCUUCUGAUAUCGAUCUUUGCCUGGGUUCGCCAUCUGCUGUUACUAUCGCUGUGUUUCCGCGUCCGACGGCGUAUCCUCUGGAUUCUCAUCGCCGGCUGCAUCGUCGUCUACACCAUCAUCUCCAUUGGCGAAGCGACCUGCGACGGCCUCCUCAGCAACCCCCCGUCCUUCUUCCUGGCAUCCAUGUUGACCUCGUUAGCCUUCUCAACGGUCUGCACGCGACGACCUGCGGCCUCUGCCCGCGGCGUGCUCCUCCAAGUCUCGCGCACGCCGACUCUCCCGCGGUAUAGCGAGUCCCUGACCCAGAUGGCCGCCUGGGCUGCUCAUGGCGCGGGACACGCGCCCCCGGGGCCUUCGGAUGCCAUCCGCAUCGCCAAGUUCGAAUCUUCACUCCGCGGAAUCUUAGAAAGCGUGACCAGCGCUCAGCGCGAUGCAAGCAGCAUCGCGCAGGACAUCCAGACGUAUCCUGCCGACCGCGUGCGCUGGUGGAGCGUCUUCAACACCCCCGCAGCCACCACCCAAGGCCGCAUCUCACGCCUCGUCCUUGUGUUUGAAGACGCCUCACAGACCUUAAGCGCACUUGAAUCCAGCCUGGCAGCUGGCGCAAUCGAACGGACGUUCAAACCUAUAAAGGCGACAUGCGACUGGAGCCGCAAGCUCCACAAGGAGGAAAAGACGUUGCGUCAGGAGCUGCGAUACAUCAGGGGGAGGGGGAGCCCUGAUCAGGAGAAGACGGUUCAAAGAGCGCUGGAGGUGCAGGCGCCUCGCGGGGCCAUAGCAAGAGUCGCGUGCCACGUAACUGAGAUCGAGACGGAGCAGCUGCUCAUCCUGAGGGGAGAUUUACGACGCAAGGCGGUGCCGCGCAUGGCCAGACUGCUCAAGGGCUCCCUGGAGCUGGCGACAGAUGGAGAGACAAAGGGGCGCCAGGCGACGGGUGAGGAUAUAGUCCGGUGGGAGAAGCGGGUGGUUCAGCUGGUAAAGGACUUUGAGGAGACGGUAUCCGAGGUGUGCAAAGGAUGGGUGAUGAACGAGUUGAUAUCACAAGAAUAGAACAUGUUGAU
Molecule: messenger RNA, 1268 nt
Organism: Colletotrichum navitas
Lineage: Eukaryota; Fungi; Ascomycota; Sordariomycetes; Glomerellales; Glomerellaceae
Exons: 1
Coding region: 1-1257 (418 amino acids)
Source: RefSeq, a predicted model, not a curated record